AUGUCCCCUGCAGGCGAGACUGGCACUUUGUCUACUCCUCCACGCGCCAAUGCAUCAGCUUCAGGUGCUAGCAAAAUAGAAUCCACCCCAAACAGCCGUGGGGCUUCCGUCGUCAGCGAGAACAUCGGCAUGCUCGGUGUCAAGGUCGAGAAGGUCCGCCCAUGGAUUCAACGGGAUAUCGAGCAGGUCAAGGAGUGCAAGGCAGAUGCCAUGCUGCAAGCCCUCCUGCAGCGCGCUUCUUCCGCUCCCGAGACCGAACAGCCCGAGCUUCUGCAAAAGUGCUUCAAGGCAGUUCUGCCGGUUUGCAAUGGACAGGCCUCCACUGCAUUGGUAAAGUCUUCUGACAUCGAGACAGCCCUCAGCGAAUAUGUAUGUCCAGGAGUAGAAAACAGCUUCUACGGCCCUUUCGUAAGAGCCACUAACAUUGCUCUCGCUUGUCUUGAAGAGAUCAAGAUCGACGGGAUGCGUGCUCCUGUCCCCGCCGUGGACAUGAUCUGCCAGCAGAACGACAUGCCCAUGCGCCAAAACCACCAGACCGCGACAUCAAUUCGGAAGCCUGACCUCGUGAUUCUUCCUUUGAAUAGCGCAUGCGCUUCAUUCCAGGAUGAGAAGGGCAGCAAGAAGGAAAAACAGAAAGGUAAACAAAAGGACGACAAAAAGGAUGUUGAAAAGGACGAAAAGAACCAAGAAACGAGCGACAGGAACGACAGCGAGCAGCGCAAGAAGAAGCGCAAGGCUCAUAUGGAUACGAAUGCAACGGCAAAGCCGCGAAAUCUCCCGUGGAAAGAUGUUCUAGCUUGCAUCGAGUUCAAGAGAAAGACGAAAGGGAUUAAGGCGCCCCCCUCUUCGUAUACAUUGACAGACUAUGCCCCUACCAAGCCAGAAUAUCUGCCAGUCGAUCAUCUUAGGACUGCAGACUCAGCUCCAGCCCCUCCUCAGACCCCAGCAACACAAACUGCGUCCGACAGUGCAUUUCGAUCUUCCGGCCUUACUGCUGACCAGCCUUCCCAGGGCGGGUCCAGUUCCAAGCGCAAGGCCGCAGACACUUUGGAAUCAACCGCGAAAAAACCUAAGAUGGACCCCAACGACAGAGACGCUGACGCGGACGCAGAUCUAGAUGUCACCGUUCAGACGGGUCUGUACGCCGCCGAAAUGUUUGCAGCGAAUCUUGCAGUCAACUAUCUGCUCAAUAUUAUUGUCAUCGACGAUGUCGCGUGGAUCUGGUAUUAUGAUCGACAAGGGAUCAUUCAAUGCUCAGGCAUCAACUUCAUUCAAGAUCUCCCGCGAUUCAUGGUGUUGUUGUAUGCUUUACAACGCUUCGAGCUUCACGAUUGGGGCCGAAACAAGGACCUCCUCCAGGUCGAAGUCGAGGAGAAACUAUGCCACGAGUUCAAAAUCAAGGAUCAAAAACUUGGAGAGGUGGAUUUGCUGCUUCACACCAGUCACGACGAAAGAUGGACGCACUACGGACUGCAAGGGCGGGCGACCAAUGUGGUCCCUGUCACCAGCGAAGCGCUUACGAAGAAAUACGGCAAAUUCGAGGAUGGGAUGGUGGCCAAGAUCUUUUGGGGAGAGGCGAGUCGCACUAGCGAGCCGGAGAUCCUGAAAAAGGUCGCGGAGAUUGCUAAGAUGCACACAACCGUUCAAGACCACGUUCCUGCGCUGCUUUGGCACCACACGUUCACGAAUCCCACGUCCGCAAUUCGAGAAGCGCUUGACGUUCCGGAACCCACUAAGGGCAGUCGCGUGCUCUACAUUCUUGUGUUCCGCAAGCUCUUCCCCAUCACUCGGCUUCAGGGCAAAGAGCUUUUUGACGUAUGGGGUCAAUGCAUUUUAUGCCACCUUACUCUUUGGAAGAAAGGGGUCUAUCAUCGAGAUGUCAGCCCUGGAAAUUUAAUGUGGUACUGGAAAGACGGCAAGCGGAUAGGCGUUCUAAACGACUACGAUCUAUCCUCAUUGGCGGAUGACCCAGGUCCUCGGGGCAACGAACGCACGGGCACAGUGCCGUUCAUGGCCCUCGAUCUUCUCACCAAAGAGGGUCAACGAGGUGAAGUCAAACACGUAUAUCGUCAUGAUGUGGAGUCGUUCAUGUGGUGCUUCGCCUGGAUUUCCUUGCGUUACAAAAAUGGAGUCAUUCUACCACCGAGAUUGCGCCCAUUGGACGAGUGGGCAACUUUAGGCGCCGUGACAUGCGGCAGGGAAAAAUUGUUCUUUCUCAAUAAUAUGACAGCUUCCGCACCCUCUCAAUCGGACAUCGACGGAGUCACAUGGGAUUUCCUGGUGGACUGUUUUUUGGUGCUUAAAAGAGAUGCCGACGAGCGAUACUAUCUUCGCCUCAAACGGUCGUCGAGCUCAGGAGAAGGCCAGCAGUCCAACACCCAUGACCCAGAUCCCGAUGCUUUUCUAUCUAGAUUUACAAGUUUAGAGGGUUGGACUAAGCUCGGCAAGCUUGAGUGA
Molecule: messenger RNA, 2457 nt
Organism: Suillus discolor
Lineage: Eukaryota; Fungi; Basidiomycota; Agaricomycetes; Boletales; Suillaceae
Exons: 6
Coding region: 1-2457 (818 amino acids)
Source: RefSeq, a predicted model, not a curated record